This is a messenger RNA of Phytophthora infestans T30-4, 1514 nucleotides long. RefSeq lists its product as uncharacterized. NCBI's taxonomy places the organism in Eukaryota, Oomycota, Peronosporomycetes, Peronosporales, Peronosporaceae. Gene Ontology annotation, cellular component: cytoplasm; nucleus. The transcript has 3 exons. The record is from RefSeq and is a predicted model, not a curated record. Bases 22 to 1419 code for a protein of 465 amino acids. Gene Ontology annotation, biological process: mRNA processing; regulation of mRNA stability. Gene Ontology annotation, molecular function: poly(A) binding.
GUCCAGGGUGAUCAAGCAAAGAUGGCAUCGUACCCCAAGAGUUACGUGUUCCCGCUGGCCUUGACGGACGCGUGGAAGGAGGAGAUCUCGAGCAAGACGCGUGAGAAGCUAACAGAGAUGCUGGGCGUCGAGGUGGACAACGUUAUGGCGGAAUACGUGAUCGUCAUGGUGGGCAACAAGAAGAACAUGGAGCAGAUCGCCCACGACCUCGUGGACUUUAUCGGUGACGAGUCCGCCGAGCAGUUUGUGACUUGGCUCAGUCAAUUGCUGCCCACGUUCGAGGCUCAAGCUGCUCAUGAGACUCCAGCUAACGAGAUAUCGCAGCCAUCAGCGGAAGUAGCCCCGGUGCCAGAGCAGAAGGACGAGAAGAACGACAGUGCACCACCCAAACGUGUUAUCAGUUUAAAGGUGUUAUCGUCAUCCGAUCCGCCCAAGAAGGUCGUGUCGCUCGGUAGCAACCGAGGUACGAUCCGCUCUUUGAACCCAUCCAAGACCGACCUGGACGACGUGAUCGCUCGACGAGCUCAACGCUUUGGCGUUGUGGAGAAGAAUCCAGCAGUCAAGAAGUCCCCGUCGUCGUCAGGAAAAGAAGAUCGUCACCAACGUGAAGAAACGAGAACGACGGGGAACAAGAGAAGAGCAAACGAGCGGGAUGAAGGCGGAGGUCGGCUGUCGAAACGACUAGGACCGCCGGUCAACGUUGACCAGGCUGAACUGGAUGCUCGUGACACUAUGGGCUUACACAAGAAGCGACGUGGAGAUCAGGAGGAGAAUUACCACAGGGGAGGACGUAACUGGAGAAACGACCGGGACCAUGACAUGGACGAUGCAGGUCGUAACGACAAGCGGAGAAAUAAUCGUGACGUGGCGCCACCUUUGCCUCCGUCGGAUGAGAAAGAUGACUUCAAAGGCAAGCAGGGAUAUGGCCAAGGUAUGGGCCCGCCGAUGGGCUUUCAAGGUGGUCCCAUGGGCUACGGCGGCUACCCGCCGUUUGGAGGUCCGAUGUUCUACCCUCCACCAGGAUUCAACCCGUACGGGAUGGGAUUCCCGCCUCAAGGCAUGCCGCCGUAUGGUGGCCGUGGCUACCCUCGCCCGAUGCAGAACGGUCCUCGUGGCGCACGACCAUUCCAGAACCGCAAGUGGGUCAAUCCCAACGUCGCCAAGGCUGAGGAAGCCAAAGCCAAUGAAGACAAGCCUGAAUCCGAAGCAGCAGCAAGUGAGACGAGCAGCGCUCCACAAAACGCCGGUGUGAAUGCUAGCGCUCCAGCCUUUGCCCCACGCAACCCGUACUACUCAUCGCAGAUGCGCCCGCGUUUCCAGAACAAGACGUGGGUGCGACAGGACCCUGCUAAGGACGAGGAGCUGAACUCGAGUUUGCCCAAGACUCCACCCAAGGAACUACUGGAGAGCACGGAAUAGGUGCGUUUUGAUCGCGAUUGGCAUCGUAGACCAACUAAGCAGGUUCAGUCGAAGACACCAAGCAUGAUGGACAACGUUACUACGUCAACCGGGGU